This is a messenger RNA of Salvia hispanica, 1325 nucleotides long. RefSeq names its product RING-H2 finger protein ATL38-like. The record is from RefSeq and is a predicted model, not a curated record. Lineage: Eukaryota; Viridiplantae; Streptophyta; Magnoliopsida; Lamiales; Lamiaceae.
AGUUUCCACUGCCACUCUCUCUUCUCUCUCUCUCUCCCAUUUGAAUUUACUCUUAUUUUAUGGUUGCUUGAAUUUCACACCAUGGGGCCCGUUGACUUGGUCCCAGCUAAAUUCCUCCAUGGGUUCCCAUGUGAGGUGUAAAUAGCAACUGUUUCUUUCCACACACAUCGGCAUUUCUGAGUUAAGAGUCUUGAGACAAAGGGGGAGGAGUUGUAGGAGUUAUAAGAGGGUUAGGCUUGAUAAAGAUUGAAUUUUUAUUUUGGGAGAUUUGGAGUUGGUACGCAGUAGUUGUUCCAAGAUGCAAUCUUUUCUAGCUUUUGUGAUUUCUUGAUUCAUAGGUUUGUAAUUGUUGGAGGGGAUUUCGUUUUAGCUGUUAUGAAUAGUGCAAGAUUUGAAAUUUUCUGGUAUUUGCAGUUGUGGGGCACUCGAAUAAUUAGUAGAAAAAGUAGAGAGAGGUGAAAUUUGAAAACUUGGGUUCCUUUUUUUCUUUUUUUGGGUGUUGUAGGCAGGCAACAAACAAUUGCAAAAAAGGGUAAAAAUGAUGACUCCAGGUGUAAAUUUGGUGACGACUGUUAUUGGAUUUGGAUUGAGUAUUAUGUUUAUAGUGUUUGUGUGCACGAGGCUGAUUUGUGCUAGGAUACAAUUGAGUGCAUCGCGGAGGUCUCUUGCCCGGGCUAAUGGAUCUGAUCUUAGCAAUUUGGAGGGGGGUUUUCAUGGUCUCGAGCCUCUAGUGCUGGCUAACUUUCCUAUGAUGAAGUAUAGAGAGUUAUGCUUGUCCUCGAUAGAAAAUGAUUGCCAGAGAUGCACGGUGUGCCUGAGCGACUACCACGAGGAAGACACGCUGUGCGUGCUGCCAGUGUGCAGGCAUUUAUUCCACGCAACGUGCAUUGGCAUCUGGCUGCAGCAGCGAUCAACGUGUCCUGUGUGUCGGAUCUCUCUGCGCGAGCUUCCUGAGAGGAAGUGGUAUAUGCAGCCGAUGUUCAGCCAAGCAGUGCGGUCUCAGCACCGGAUGCAGUCAGUUAACGCGCACUAUUGCCAUUGCAUGGCAAACUGGAAUAGGCCAAGAUCCAAUGAGCACGUCGAGGAGCCAUCAGCAGGAGGUGCAGCCCACAUCGGGCACAGAAACACGGACUUAGUUCAUGAAAAGAAUGGAAAACCAGAGAGCCCACCACCGAACCAGUAGUGAGCCAGGUGUUGGUUUGGUUUCACUCUUGGCUUUCUGUAAAUAUGCUGUUGAUUUUGCUUUUCUAUUUUCUUGUACGAGGAGCUUUCUUUUCACUUCAUUUGGAAAGCAAUGUCAUACAUGGUUCCUCCUUGUCGCAUUA